Molecule: messenger RNA, 547 nt
Organism: Somion occarium
Lineage: Eukaryota; Fungi; Basidiomycota; Agaricomycetes; Polyporales; Cerrenaceae
Source: the annotation of a GenBank genome assembly
AUGUCGUAUCCUUUGAAGGAUCCGAGUUCACUGGAAGCUCAACCUGAGACAAUGAAUAAGUUCCAGUCAACCGCAUUUUCAGAUUCCGGAAAGAAAUUAAAUGUACCUCCAGUACCUCUUUCAGAGUGUUCCAAUAUUGCUAAGACGCCAAAUGCUGCUUGUAGGAAAUGCGUGAAACCAUUGUUGGUACCCCUCAAGACCGCAUGGAAGGCAUAUGCCAAGCCAGUCAUCGCCAACACGAAGACUUUCGGUGCAUGGCCAGUUAUUCGCGGCUACAACUCCAGACAUGGCAGGGUACCGACAACUCCGUUCCGCGUGUUCAAGUUGUUCAUUUUACGCUGAGUGUGGUACGGGCGUGGUUCACUCGUUUUGAUAUUUUUUUGCAUCCACCUUGGUGGCAUUGGAGGGAGACACGUUUUUCGUUUGUUUUUGGUGGAGUAUCGGAGUGAUUUAACGUCAACUGUGUUCGUAGAUGUAGCAUUCAACAUGUUCUGGGGCUACUCUGGAUAUUCCAUAACCAUCUAGUAGAGCCGUAUCGUAAUCUUAC